Messenger RNA from Exophiala aquamarina CBS 119918, 1479 nucleotides. RefSeq lists its product as uncharacterized. Lineage: Eukaryota; Fungi; Ascomycota; Eurotiomycetes; Chaetothyriales; Herpotrichiellaceae. Gene Ontology annotation, molecular function: high-affinity potassium ion transmembrane transporter activity. The transcript is spliced from 6 exons. The record is from RefSeq and is a predicted model, not a curated record. The coding region runs from base 1 to 1479 and encodes 492 amino acids. Gene Ontology annotation, biological process: intracellular potassium ion homeostasis; potassium ion import across plasma membrane. Gene Ontology annotation, cellular component: plasma membrane.
AUGUCCCCAGAGCACCAAGACAAGGAUGUUGAAACCUCUUCGGCGCCUGCUGAGGUCGUCGCAAAGGAAAAGGCCCCCGAGGCAGACACGACACAGGACCGCAAUAGGACAAUAACAUUUGACAAAGCCACUCGUCAUCCCAAAGACCAAUCCAAAUCACUGUACAUACCACCACCACAUGCUCGAGACAAGGAAUCCGAGGCGAUUAAACCCGCUAGCCGGCGGAGGUCAGUGGACGGACCAUCCAUCACCAAAGGUACCAUCUCGAUGGAUCGAGUCACCUCUAUUGCUUCCUCCAUGUUUAUCGUUGGUCACACACCCGCAAAAUCACGGUCACACCAGACGCCCCGCGUUUCGCCACCGCAGACCGCAGGACUUCCUCAACUGUCCGCGCAAGUCACGAUAGGCCGAAAUUCACAGUUUCGCAACUUGACCGCCCGAGAUCGAGAGCGGCUUGGUGGCAUCGAGUAUCGGAGUCUAAAAUUAUUGCUAAAAAUCCUUGUUGGAUACUUUUUCGGACUUCAUCUCUUUGGAGUCAUUUGCCUUGUCCCUUGGGUACAAAAUGCACCUCAAAAAUACCUCGACUGGUUGGCAGAAUGCGGUCAAGACAAGACCUGGUGGGCCUUCUACUCGGCGCAAACGAUGGUAAACAACCUCGGCUUCACUCUAACACCUGACUCGAUGAUUCAUUUCCAAGACGCAACUUGGCCAAUGCUUGUCAUGACCUUUCUAGCCUUUGCUGGCGAGACCUUCUAUCCUAUCUUCCUCCGUCUGGUCAUCUGGAUCAUAUCCAAGAUUGUGCCCAAGACAUCGGCUAUGCGUGAACAGCUCCAAUUCCUCCUCGAUCACCCUCGGCGUUGCUACACCCUGCUAUUCCCCAGCAAGCCAACGUGGAUCUUGUUCGGUAUCCUAUUCCUCCUCAACUUUAUCGACGUUCUCCUCAUCAUCGUUCUUGACCUUGAUAAUUCGGCUAUUGAUAAUCUUUCAACCGGUCCUCGCAUACUCGCCGCCCUCUUUCAGGCUGCCUCAUCGCGUCAUACCGGAACCUCGACAUUCAAUCUCGCCGACGUCAAUCCUGCAGUACAGUGGAGUCUGGUAGUCAUGAUGUACAUUGCCGUCUUUCCUAUUGCAAUCAGCAUCAGAGCGUCCAACACCUAUGAGGAGAAGUCCUUGGGUAUUUACUCGGCGAAGCUCGAAAUGGACGAGAGCAAAGGUGCAUCGUAUGUCUUGAUGCACAUGCAGAACCAACUCAGCUUCGAUCUGUGGUACAUCUUCCUGGGUGUUUUCUGCGUCUGUUGUGCUGAAGCAGAUAAGAUUGUUGAUCUGAGCAAUCCGCUCGUCAUAUGCGCGAUGAUGAUACGUGGGCGUCACCGUGGCCUACCUUACAGCCUUGAUCGUGCAAUCAUGCUACCUGCUGAACGCGACCCGGGUCAAGAAGAUUCCUCAUCCGAUGCCGUACAGGGGAAGAAACAGGAUUAG